GGAGCGGCGGGCGGGGCACCGCCCCCGGAAGCGGCGUGCGGCGGGGUGCCAUGGCCGGCGGGGCCAUGGCGGGCGGCGGGGAUUCAUUUCGCGCUCUGCUCCGCGCCGCCAACGCGCUCCUGCAGCAGCGCCGCUACCACGCCGCGCUCGCCGUCAUCAAGGGCUUCCGCAACGGCGCCGUUUAUGGAGCCAAAAUCCGUGCCCCACACGCCCUGGUGAUGACUUUCCUGUUCAAGAGUGGAAGUUUAAGGGAGAAGCUGAAGUCCAUUGCCCAGGCCACAUACGCCCAUUCCCGGAACCUGGCCUAUUUUGUGUUCACCUACAAGGGGCUCCUGGCAGCGCAGUCCCAGCUGCAGGGGAAGAAAAUCCCGUUCCAUUCCUUCCUUGCAGCCUGCAUCGGGGGCUGGCUGGUGUUUGGGGACAACAAUCCCAUCAACAGCCAGAUCAUCAUGUACCUGCUGUCGCGGAUCCUGUUCGGUUUGGCUCGCCUGGCCGUGGAGAAGGGCUACAUCCCCCAGCCCAGGCAGGAUCCCUUCCCCCUGGUAGCUGCCCUGGUGUGGGGGACAGUGCUGUGGCUCUUUGAAUACCACAGGGAGACGCUGCAGCCCUCCCUGCAGUCCUCCAUGACGUACCUGUAUGAGGACAGUGAGGUGUGGCACGACCUGUCUGACUUCCUCCUUUACAACAAAAGGACAGCCAGCAAGUAGGUGCUUCACCCUGGAACACCUCACACUGGGAUGGGACUGCCCAGCAGCUGGGGGAAGAGGUUAUUCUGUUGCUCUUGACCUGUGAUUUUUUUAAAUGACCAUCUGUCAAGCAGAGUUGAUUCUUGUCUCCAGGCCAGAAUGUUCUGAUCAGUCUUUUGGCUCCUUUUAGAGCAAGCACACGCCCCACAGAAACUUGUUACAGUCUUUUUUAAGAGGCCUUCUUUUCCCUGCAAUGUGGCGUUGGGGUUUGUUCUUUAAAAACUAAAUAUAUUUACAAAAUGACAGCCUGACAGUAAGUGGAGAGCAUGAAAACAUGUUCUAGGGCUCAUCUGAAUGUUUACAAGUGGUUUUUCCUGUGCUGCUGUGCUCAUCGUGGUGUGAUCGAGGAUGAAGGGAGCGGGGUACCUGCUGAGCUCUGAAAGCAGGGCCAUCACUUCUUCAUUGCUGUGGAUGGCUGGAAAUCCUGUUUAAGCUAUUACAAGGACAGCUGUGUGCUCCUUGAGAGAGUUCCUCUGCAGAGACAAUGAAAUGUGUGAGAAUAGAACUGUUAGGAUUGUCUUGUACAAGCCUGGUAAAUCAGGCUUGGAAAGAUUAUUUUUGCUUGGUUUCUUUCUUACACUUGAGCUGAAUCUAUGCCUCUGCAAAGUGCACUAAUGAAUACCCUGUAAUUAUUUUAAACUUGUUUGUAAAGCUUUUAAAAGCUGCUUGAACUAAAUACCAAAAACAGUUACACAACUUGGGCUCCUCUACAAGCAGGCCUCGGCUCUCACGCUGGGGACUUGGUGUGUCCAAGGGAACAACAUUUACCAAGCACUUUUGUUUUGGUGGAGCAGGACAGGGGUUUCUCUGAGGCCCAGAACCUGCCCUCCACAGCAGUGGCACAGGUUGGCUGUAAUCACAUUUGAAUCUGAUUUUGUACCUGUAGUUUGUGCAGGCUCGUUGCUGAGGCCGUGAAUUAAUUUAUUAAUUAUCUUCCUCUCAAAAACCCUCUGCUGAGCCCCAGGAUAAGGCAGCACACCCUGGGCUAUGGCAGAAGAUUGCCUAGGUAGCUGAGAAAGCACAAAAACUGGUUUAAUUAAUCAAUUAAUAAAUUCAAACUCCUAACAGUGCAAGGCAUUCACCUGCCAUAUAACACUACACAGUUUACUCAAUGAUGUGCAUUGAAAUAAUUCCUGCUACACUGGUUUGAUGCAGUGAUAUUUCCAAGAGAAUCAUUAAGUUCCCUUUUGGCUCAGUUGGGGUUAUUUGGUUCACUUUCCCUGUAUCCACCUGCUUUUCCCUGACCUGCCCAUGUCAUUUCAUAAUCCUGUAAUCCUGCUGAUGUUCUUUCUCUUCAUCAUCUCUUGAACUCUUUGCCCUCCAGGCUCUGGCAAUUUCUCCUGUUCAAUGGUACAGCUGAAACAGUACAUUUAACUUCAGGGAGCUUCUGAGUAGAAAAGAAUUCUCAAUUUGUUCUCAAGUCAUUUUUCCAUGUCCUCCUAAACACCUUUAUUGCUGUUGCUCAUAUUCAGAGUGCUGCUUUGCUCUUUAUUUUUGCACUUUUCUUUGUCUAUGCAAAUCCAUGAUAUACAUGGUGCCCAAAAACCAAGAUACUUCUUUGUCAUAAUAACUCUCUAUUAUCCCUUUAACUUCUAAUUUCAUUGCUAACUUCUAAUUAACUGCUGUUACAGUCUGGACUGAAUAAUUGAAUUGGAACAUCCAUCAGACCCCACAAAAGCUGUAAAAUUAGGAAUUUGAUUUGGUUAUUUUGGUUAAAUAUUUUUCUCUGUAUAGAGAAAUGUGAAGAUUCAAUACAGAAUACAGGUGAGGUCUGAUUCCUUUAUAAACAUCUUUAUUUCCACCACUGCUGGGUAUUUGAAGCAUCACCAUUUUUCUGUCAAGAGCCUCAAUAUUCUUCCAAUAAGAGCAUUGGUAUUUCUGCUAAAAUUGCUGAAUUCCUGCAAGCUUUGAUGGGAUUUCAGAAAGUUGGCAGCUGUGGCUUGGGAAUUGCUCCCUAAAACUAUUAAACUCACAAAUGCUUGACCAUGUGUAAUUAUUGCAGCAAAAGAAGCUGUGGGCUGGUUCUGUGAGCUGGCUGUCUCUGAGAAGGUUUGGAUCUGUUAAAUUUUAGCUGGUGUUUCUUUCUCUGAGAAAGGCUUGUGGUUCCCUUGGAGGUGGAGUCAUUUUCCUCUGCUGGGAGUGACACCACUGUGGCUGCUGGUGGAGCCCUUCAGUGUCCAUGAGAAGGACAUGAAGUGGCCUUUCCUGACCUUUUCACACUGCUCCCUGCCCUCUCUAGAAAAUCCAGCCAAAAACCAGUGUCUGGAAUCAGCCUGGCAGCAGUGACCACUGCUUCUCCUUGGUUCAAAACGCCCUUUUUCUCUUGGGAAUCUCUCCCUUUCUGAGGAAGCCGUGCCUGAGCCUGCAGCCAUCUGUGGUGGAGCUGCAGGAGGCAGCUGCCAUCCCUGGGAUCCCGGCUCCUCCCGGGGCACAGCCCCUGGGGCUCUGCUGGCCGUUGUUUUCCCACUGUGCCUAAGCUGCAAGGCACUGCUUUCCCCAGGGAAGGAACUGGGACAGCUCCUUAAUGACAUCGCCCCCGUGGCUGCUCCUGGGACCAGAUAGCUGGGGAUGAGCCCCUUCUGCUGCCAAGGUGUUGGAACAAUGCAGAAGUGUAGUAGGGAAGCGAACUAGAAGUAAUUUGUCUGAGUCAGACUUGUGGGAUGUGUAAGUGACACUCCCUGCCCUCCCCCAGGGCAUUGUGUGGGGACUGGAGGGCCCUGUUUGGGUUCCCUUUUUAUUAGCAUUAAAAGCAAAAGGAAUAAAGAGACAGUUGGGAAGCCACCUGCCCAUGGCCAAGUGUCAAGGAUCACAAAGAAGGGCCAUUUUCUCCCCCCAGCCCUGACUGGUUUUGAAUUUUAAGAUGAGCACUGAGUUGUUUGUCCACAGCAACUUUAUUUUCCCUUGUUAUUUCUUCCUUGACACCUGACUGAUGCUGAGUGUCUCUAAAGAGGAGCAGAGUGUCUCAAUCUUAGCUCAGCUGGUCAAAAGUGAGGAACACUGGAUAAAACUGAAGUGUUUAAAAUGAUCCUUCUCCCUCAGAUUUUAAGCCUGUCUUAGAGGCAGUUUUAAAGAUUAAUGAAUCGAACUGAUCAAAAGUUUUCAGCAAUCCUGAGCUUUUCAAGCAGACUGACUAUCCUGGGCUAUUAAUCAUUUAUUUUAUGAAGGAACAAAGCAGGCUCAGGGUUAUUUACUGCCGCUGCCUGCUGCCCUGGCAUACCCACUGUGCUUCCCUUCCCUUUGGAGGACAGCUUGUGUGCUGGGGCUGGCUCUGGGGAUGGCUGGAGAACCCUUUCCGGGACAAUUGCAUUAUUUAACAAAGGUGAAAAUUACACAGCUGCCUGACAUUUGGGUUAGGGAAGCUUUUCUGGGCUGUGUUUGAUGCUGGCAGUGAAGGAGAGGAUAUUCCUGAGAGCAAAUGCUGUGUUUGGCCAUUGGGUGCUGCAGAGAGGGGCUGGAGGAGGCUGGGGCUGCUGGAAGGUGUGAGCCCGUGUCUGUAAUGGGACAGUGGAUUUGUGGGAAUCCACAGGGUCUGAUCCCUGUGUUUGUGCAAUAACCAGAGAACUGGCCCUGCUCAGGGCAUUUAUCAUGGAAAUGUGGGAUGGUUUGGGUUGGAUGGGACCUUAGAAACCAUCUGUGAGCAGGGACACCUUCCACUAUCCCAGGUUGCUCCAAGCCCCAUCCAGCCUGGCCUUGGACACUUCCAGGGAUCCAGGGGCAGCCACAGCUUCUCUGGGCAGCCUGUGCCAGGCUGGAGAGGGUGCAGGGAAGCUUUGGUAUUGGUGCUGUGAGACUUUCCUGCCCUGCUAGAGUAGGUCAGGCUCUGCUUUACCCCGAGCUGGCUGCGGGUGGAAGGGCAGAGAUGAUCCCUGGCUGCUGAAAGAGACCCAAAGCAGGGCCCCCCUUCUGCAGAGAGCUCUGCAGCCAGCUGGGAGCUGCCGUGGCUGCUGCUGCUGCUGGAGCAACCAGAACCCCGAGCAGAUCCCUCAGCCAGGAGAAACUGCUCGUUUUCCCUGCAUCAGCACAGAGGUGACCUUUGGAUGAUCCCCGAGCCGAGCGCUGCUCACUGUUUGUCAGGUUGUGUUUGUGUCCCUGGCCCAUGCCAGCCUGAAGCAGAACGUGUUUUCUGAUGCUGCUUCUGAAACCCAACAGAUAAGGGAGGAGGGAAGAUGAGGCAUCAUGUCUGUCUGCCGCUGUUAAUAUUUUUGGGGUGUUAAUCUUGAGUUUUCAACCUGUGUGUUCCUACCAGAUUGGUGGAGGAGGUAACUUUUUUCUUUACUUAGAAGAAUUUUCAUGUCUCUGGUGAUGAGGAGGGAGAAAAACAAACUAAAAGCUCUAUAAUACAGGUAUUAUUACCUCUGCUUUUGAUAUAUAUUUUGUAUUCAUAAUUGCUGUGUAAUCCAGGCCCUGAUUUUCUGACAUUAUGGAAUAAAGUAAAGAACAUAAACUCAGGUAACUUAUGUGACACUGAUCAGAAUCCUUGUAGAAAUAUCUUGGUGUUGGGGUUUAAAACAAUAAAAAGGGGGCAGUGGGUUGUUGCUGUGGCUCUGUCCACAAUGAAUUGCCUUGUUGUGGUUGUUAUUUCUGUAUAAUCACUCUUUGAAUAAUACAAUACUGUGCUUUCUCUAAAAAUAAAAACCUCUAAUUUUUUGUCUUUUU
Molecule: messenger RNA, 5402 nt
Organism: Prinia subflava (tawny-flanked prinia)
Lineage: Eukaryota; Metazoa; Chordata; Aves; Passeriformes; Cisticolidae
Gene: PXMP4
Product: peroxisomal membrane protein 4
Exons: 4
Coding region: 51-707 (218 amino acids)
Cellular component (GO): peroxisomal membrane
Source: RefSeq, a predicted model, not a curated record